ACUCUUUCCUAAAUUUUUCGAGUGGGUUUCACUUCGGAAUAAAGAUACUAAACUUUGAGAAGUUUUCGUGCAACCUACAUGGCGACGCCAGCUGAAGCCUUAGCAUUGGAGCAAAUAAGAAUGCAUCUUCUCGAAGAGUUUUCUACUAGAGAAAUUGCAUUUGCUACUGAUGUCGAAAAUCAAAGCAGCUCUAACAUAACUUUGUCGAUUUCUAACUCCCUGACUCUAUCGGAUUCACUUUGCUCUCAAUCUGCAAGCAAUGAAUCUCCGAUUUCUAUCUCUGAUUACUCCAAUAAUUUCUCCAAUUUUUCAAGCUCUCGAUCCUAUUUUUUCGAGCAAAAUCAAGUAAUAGAUUUCACAACACAAAAAGCUCUAAAUUCUAAUAAUCGGAAGCCUUCGCUAAAGAUCAAAUUUCCAGCCGUUGAGAAGCUUGAGUGGAUCGAUAUAUCAGAGUCAGCUCGGAAGCAGCACUCAGGCUCGGAGGAGAAUCGGCAUUAUAGAGGAGUCCGGCAGCGUCCUUGGGGCAAGUAUGCGGCUGAGAUCCGGGACCCCAAGCGGCGCGGCUCACGUAUCUGGUUGGGGACAUUCGAUACUGCCAUUGAGGCUGCAAAAGCCUACGACAAGGCGGCUUUUGAACUGCGCGGCAGCAAGGCGAUUGUGAAUUUCCCUUUGGAGAUACAAAGCAUGGAGUUUAGAUCAUGCGCCCCCAUGGAUGUCGGACGGAAGCGGUCCAGCAGAGGAGAGAGGCGAAGGAAGAAGCUGCACAACAACAUAAUUGUCAUUAGACGGAUACAUGAACGUAGAUUGAUGAUUAUCUUAGUACAAAUAUUGACUAAAUUUACAGGCAGACGCUCUCUAAUUGAAUUCACGAGACCUUUCGUUGAUUUCGAGGAAAGAAAAGAAACAAGGUAUGAGUGGGAUAUCAACGAGUUGAGUCGAGUCGAGUCGGCUCAGUCUCGGAUCGAGUAA
This is a messenger RNA of Olea europaea var. sylvestris, 969 nucleotides long. RefSeq names its product ethylene-responsive transcription factor 5-like. The transcript has 4 exons. The record is from RefSeq and is a predicted model, not a curated record. The coding region runs from base 79 to 969 and encodes 296 amino acids. Gene Ontology annotation, biological process: regulation of DNA-templated transcription; ethylene-activated signaling pathway. Gene Ontology annotation, molecular function: DNA binding; DNA-binding transcription factor activity. NCBI's taxonomy places the organism in Eukaryota, Viridiplantae, Streptophyta, Magnoliopsida, Lamiales, Oleaceae.